This is a messenger RNA of Pseudocercospora fijiensis CIRAD86, 975 nucleotides long. RefSeq lists its product as uncharacterized. The transcript is spliced from 11 exons. The record is from RefSeq and is a predicted model, not a curated record. The coding region runs from base 1 to 975 and encodes 324 amino acids. Lineage: Eukaryota; Fungi; Ascomycota; Dothideomycetes; Mycosphaerellales; Mycosphaerellaceae.
AUGCGACGGGUCUCUGGCUUCCAGAGGGGUGAGAGCAGGACCAAAAUGGUCUGCGUUUGUAGACAGAUCAGGGAACUCGCUGUCCAUAUCUAUGGUGGGUGGCGCGUCAGCCGGUCCGGUCUAGCGGUAGAUCUUCUUGGAGGCUGCCCAGCUGUGAGAGCGGCGCGAGAGCUCGAAAUGGCUGGUAUACCGGCGCCAGUGGUGGUAUGGUUUGACGCAGAGAUCUGCAAGAGGAAUUACUUGCUUUUCAAGACUGUAAUUGCAACCCGGAAUGUCUCUGGCUGCAUACAUAAUGUUCCCGUGCAGGUCCACAUACAGUACUGUCAAAUUUGCGCAAUUGCCCGCACGCGGUCGCUACAGCCCAACGUAGACAGUCUCAUGCCUGACCAAUGCGUUGGCACAGUGUCUCCUUGUCUACGCCUGUGUACCACCACGUCCUACUCCCUAGAAUGGGCCGACUUCGCGUCGAUCACUCGUGGGUCACUCAUAGCGACUAAUAAAGGCCAGGGCCAAAUGCAUUAUUGUUGUGCCCUUGCAAGCGAUAAGCGGCUAUUCCUGAAUGGCUAUCUGGCCAUUGCUCGCCCAGUUUCCUAUACAAAAUAUGUCUGGGCUGCACAAAUCCGGAAGAUGGGACCUCUGAUUCCAAGUAAAGUUCGUACAGAGAUCUUCUUGGAUCUGGUCGUUUUCCAAAUCCGCAUCGGACCAGAGACAAUCCGCUAUCCGGGCAUAGACUGUCUUAUGAUUGAGCAACAGCCGAUUAGUACUUUGCCAUGGGUUUCUUUUGAUGCCAUGCUGCGCCAAGCUGCGCCAAGAAAUAUAGCAAAGCAUGAGGUGGUCGGCUCUAAUAAAGUCCACCGCGCUGGUGACAGACGCCACGCAUCCCGGGAGAAUGAGAUGGACAUCGAAGCAACACAAGAAGUGGAAAAGGACGACCCGAGCCGUCCGAAUCUUGACAAAAGGGAAUCCCAGAGCUAG